Molecule: messenger RNA, 948 nt
Organism: Brassicogethes aeneus
Lineage: Eukaryota; Metazoa; Arthropoda; Insecta; Coleoptera; Nitidulidae
Source: the annotation of a GenBank genome assembly
AUGGCUCUUAAUUUCUUAAGAAGUUCAGAAUUUGCUGAUUUAAUUAGAGAUAUUAUUAAGAAGGAAAAUGAAAAACUAUAUGAAAAAAUAUCCCAACUGGAAAAUGAAAUAAAAACACUAAAAGAAUGUAAUGGAAAUGUUGUUCCCCAAAGAAUUAAUGCUAGUUCUUCUAAAAUUAUUAAUAAUACGUAUGCUAAGGCUGCUGGAGACUGUGUUAUAAUAAAACCAAAGGGUGCUCAAAAUUGUGAUGUAACACGUGAAGAAGUUCGAAAAAAUGUUUUACCAGCUGAAUUAAAAAUUGGUAUACAAAGUAUAAAAGAUAUUAAAAAUGGUGGUGUUGCUAUUCACUGCAAUAAAAAAUCAGAUGCUAAUAAAAUCAAAUCAGCUGCUGAAGAAUGUUUAAAAGAUUACGAAAUAAAACUUCCCAAACUACAUAAUCCAACAAUAAAAAUAAUAGAUAUAGAGGAUAAAUUUGAGGAUACAGAGCUAAUAGAAUACUUAAGGAAACAAAAUAAAAUUUUAGAGAAUUCGAACCUAAAAAUUGUUGUUAAUAAAAAAAUGAAAACAAAAUAUAUGGCUAUCAUUGAAUGUGAUAACGAAAGUUAUAAGAAGAUCAUGGAAGACAAAGUAUUAUAUGUGAAUUGGGCAAGCUGUAGAGUAUUUGAAUAUGUUAAAGUAUUUAGAUGCUUUAAAUGUGGGGGAUUUAAUCAUCAUGGUGAAAAGUGUACUGCGGAAAAAAGAUAUCUAAAGUGUACUUCGGUGGAUCAUGAAACAAAAGAUUGUGAUAAUAAUUCGAUGCUUCAUUAUCAUCAGGCGGUAGUCCAGUUGAGUCCGGUAGCAGAGAAGAUGAAACCGUUAAAUUCCAAAAAGAGGUUGUGCAAGAAGAACCUGGACCAUCACAAAAAAGAAAAUAUACGUAUGGAGAACGUAUUAUUACUCCAAAAAUAA